Messenger RNA from Meloidogyne enterolobii, 393 nucleotides. The record is from the annotation of a GenBank genome assembly. Lineage: Eukaryota; Metazoa; Nematoda; Chromadorea; Rhabditida; Meloidogynidae.
AGUCAAUCAAAAAUUAUUUAAAAAUGAAAAUUUUAUUUUUUAUUUCUGUAAUUUUUUUGUUAAAAAUUGUUGAAGGAAAUGAAGGAAAUAUUCGUGCAUUGCCUCCAUUCUAUUUAAGAGUUACAGGAUUUAAAAAAUGUUUAGAAAGCAAGGAAAUAAACGGUGACCAUGAAGUUUGGUGCUUCCCUGAAGAUAUACCUGCUGGCUGCGACCCUAAUUCAUGGGCACAAUUAAAAGUAUAUUUAAAUUAAAAAUGUUUAAAUAAAGUAAUUAUAUUAAAAGGAACAUCAAGAGAAUGAUGGACUUAAGCAAUGUUGUAAUAUUUGAGAAAGAAAAUUAUUUUGACAAAAUAAAUGUUGAAAUUAAGAAUACAUGCAUGUACUUUAAUUUAAU